Misgurnus anguillicaudatus (oriental weatherfish) is the source of this 6615-nucleotide messenger RNA. The record is from RefSeq and is a predicted model, not a curated record. NCBI's taxonomy places the organism in Eukaryota, Metazoa, Chordata, Actinopteri, Cypriniformes, Cobitidae.
UUUACUCUCAGAAAUGAGUCUUACAGUAACAUCAAAUAUAACAGAAGAAAUACAGAGCAGAUUAAUGUAGCAGAGUAAGGAAGGUUAUCUGCUCAUUAGGUCACGUGAUGUGUAAAUCAUUAUAUAAAGGCAUGUAUUUGGUUACCUGGCUAUGCGUCAUCCUUGUCACCGCCCUCCUGUGGGACCUCAUUCAUGUUUUCUCCAGGUAUGUGCGUUAGCAGCGUGUAACCUUCCGGCAAACUUUAUGUGCGUUUGUUUACGUUACUUUGUUUAACACUACAGGAUAAUUUGACUACUGUUGUUGGCGUGGGCUGUCUGCUAUCCCAGGUAAUGUGCGCUCUAUUUGUUGGACUGUGGGAACUGGUGUACUGAAACUUACAUGCUGCACCAUUUCAGCGUGCUUUGGCGUCCGGUUUGUGAACAGUGAACAACGUUCAUUCUAGCGAAGACGCUUUUGUUUAGUGAGUUACGACCGCUAAUCUUUGGUUGAUCUGGUCUUCCGACCACUUUCUGGGGAAUGAGAGGGUUAUGUUCGAGGGUUUGACUGCGCUGCUGUUUUGCCUUUGAAACUGUAUGGGUCAUUUUUUAAUUCGAUUUUUAGGCAACGGGGCUUCACUCGGUAUGCCGGUAUUUGUGUCAGCGACUUUGUGUUUAUUCACAUGAACUUCUGAUGUCCGUGGUUCACUGAUAAGUCGCUUAGUUAAUGUGGGUGUAACAUCCUUACUGCAUGUCCUAAAAGGGACACCGUACUCUCUGCAAGAUCCCAGUAAUCUCGCGAGAGUGUAUUUCAUUCUAAGAUGGCCGAAUAAACACAAGUUCAGUGUAUCUCGUGUGUGUUGUAGUUAUUCCAGAGUAUUAAUAGUUUAGCCAGUGUGCAAACAUAAAAUACUACAUGGUGUCAGAGUAGAGGCUUUGAUAACUAGAUAUGGACAGUUUCGGCAUUCCAGCACCCAAGAUGGAUUGGGAUUCAGCUAAUUUACCGGAAGCGUGGCGGCGUUUCAAGCAGCACGCCGAGCUAAUAUUUUCCGGACCCCUACGGGAAAAACGUGAACAAGAAAAAUGCAGCUAUCUCCUAUUAUGGAUCGGGGAGAAAGGGCGAGACGUUUUCAACACAUGGACACUAACAGAUGAAGACGCGAAGAAACUGCAAACAUACUAUGAUAAGUACACUGCAUAUCUUACACCAAAGUCCAACCCGAUUUACGCAAGAUAUCGUUUCCAUGAGAAAACACAAGGGGAUGGGGAAACCUUUGAACACUUUGUCACGGAGUUAAAGCUGUUAGUUAAAGACUGUGGAUACCCCAACAGCGACGAGAUGGUGCGAGACCGCAUUGUGUUUGCUACGAACUCACCGCGAGUACGAGAGAAGUUGCUUAGCCACGGCGCGGAUUUAACGCUAGAUCAAGCAAUCGAUAUCGCGCGAUCUCAUGAACUAGCUCAAGCCCAGCUUAAAGAUAUGGUUGCAGGCAGAGACCUCAACACCGACACGGUACACGCCAUAAGUCGAAAACCGGAGCACAGAAGAGCACAUACGAGCUACAAAGCCAGAUCGAGAGAAUCCGCUACAUCACACCGUGAAUGUGACCGAUGUGGAGGCCCGCACACCACCAAAGACGGCGCCUGUCCAGCAAAAGGCAAACAGUGCAUGAAGUGCAGGAAAUUAAAUCACUUCGCGAAAGUCUGCAAGUCAAAGCAACACACAAACACCCAUACAAGAAAAGUGAUACACACUGUGGAUGAAGACACAGAAGAUGAACAGGUAGAACUUUUUAUUGAUGGACUCACAACUGAAAACACAGGUAAAUGCAAUGAACAAGCGUAUGCUGAAAUUGAAAUUGGAACUCAGAAAAUUAAAUUUAAAAUUGACACUGGAGCACAGACGAAUGCAAUUCCUGUAUACAUAUUUGAAAAACUGUUUAGUGGCACCGCCAUAAAAAAAGCUACUCAAAAAAUCUCUGGCUAUGGUGGUGAGUUCCUGAGAGUAAAGGGUACCUGUCAUUUAAAGUGCAAAUACAAAAACACCUCCACCGUGCUUGAAUUUUACAUAAUAGACACCAAAGCACCACCCAUUCUAGGAAUGAGAGCCAGUCUAGACCUAAAGCUAAUCAAGCUGAUAUUGGCUGUGGCUGAAGACGAAGUGAAGCCAUGCACAGACACCGACAGCCUUCUCAGAGAAUACACAGACGUCUUCCAGGGCAUAGGAGAGUUCCCGGGCGAGUGUAAUCUCCACAUCGACCCGUACGCCACACCGGUUGUAUACCCCCCACGACGAGUACCAAUCGCUCUGCGAGACAGAUUGAAAAAGGAGCUUGAUAAGAUGGAAGAGAGUAACGUGAUCUGCAAAGUGACAGAGCCCACGGAAUGGGUCAAUGCCCUCGUAGUCGUAGAAAAACCCCAGACCGGAAAGCUGAGAGUCUGCCUGGACCCCAGGGACCUCAAUAAGGCGAUACAAAGACCCCACUACCCCUUACCAACUCUGGAAGAUGUCACCACAAAGCUUGCCGGAGCAAAGUACUUCAGCGUUCUCGACGCCAGGUCAGGCUAUUGGGCCAUCAAGCUGAGUACAGAGUCAUCCAUGUUGACAACAUUUAACACCCCCUUCGGCAGAUACCGGUUCCUGAGGCUGCCGUUCGGAAUCAAUUCAGCUCAAGAUGAAUUCCAAAGGCGCGUCGACGAGACUUAUGAAGGCCUUCCAGGGGUUGCCGCCAUUGUCGACGACAUACUUGUCGAACAUGACAACAACCUCAGGGCCAUGCUGAAACGCACAAGAGAAAGAGGUGUGAAGCUUAAUCCAGAUAAAUGCCAAAUAUGUGUCUCAGAAGUCAGCUACUUCGGCCACACGCUGUCGAGUGAAGGCGUCAAGCCAGACCCGGCGAAAGUGAAAGCAAUACAAGAAAUGCAGCCACCAACGAGUAGAGGGGAGCUAGAAACCAUCCUCGGGAUGAUUAACUAUUUGGCCAGAUUUGCACCACGCCUCUCCGAGAUUAAUGCACCACUACGCCAACUACUGAAGCAGGACAGUGAGUUCCUAUGGGACAAAAACCACGACAAAGCAUUCGCGCAGACGAAAAACCUGAUAACACACCACCCUGUACUCGCGUACUUUGACCCCCAGAAAGAGCUAAGACUCCAAGUAGAUGCCUCAAAAUGUGGCCUCGGCGCUGUCAUGCUCCAAGAUGAGAAACCCAUUGCUUAUGCAUCCAAGUCACUCAACAGCACCGAAGUGAACUACGCUCAAAUAGAAAAGGAACUGUACGCAGUUUUAUUUGGAUGUAAGCGCUUCCACGAAUACAUGUACGGCCGGAAAGUAAUCGUUGAAUCCGACCACAAGCCCCUAGAAGCAAUCAUCCGGAAACCGCUGGCUGCAGCACCACCGCGGCUACAGAGGAUGAUACUACAGCUACAAAAGUACAACAUCGACAUCAUCCACCGCCCCGGAAAGGACAUCCCAGUGGCCGACACUUUGUCACGGAAAUCUAUCGAGCACCAAGACAGCAGCCUUAUGGAGAGCAUGGAAGCACAGGUACAUACACUCAUUAGUACCAUUCCAGUGAGUGACAGCAAGCUGAUGGAGAUCAAAGACGCGACAGCUCAAGAUAUACAGCUCACUAAUCUCAGAAAAGCAACACAGAACGGAUGGCCUGACGAAAGAAGGAAAUGCCCGCCCAACAUCCAGGAAUACUGGAAUCACCGAGACGAGAUUUCCGAAAUGGAAGGAAUACUGUUCAAAGGUGAGAAAAUCAUAGUUCCCCAGAGCCUUAGAGGAGACAUGAUCCAGCGCAUACAUGCAGGGCACAUGGGCGUAGAGAAAAGCAAGCACAGAGCGCGAGACCUUCUGUUCUGGCCCGGGAUGGGCAAGCAGAUAGAAGCGGUCGUAGAGCAAUGCAAAAUAUGCCAGGAGCGACGUGAGGCCAACUCCAAAGAACCCCUGUGGUCACAUGACAUACCUGAGAGACCAUGGCAAGUAGUAGGCACAGACCUCUUCACAUGGGACACACAAAACUUCAUUGUCAUUGUGGACUAUUAUAGCAGAUUCUUUGAAAUGGAGCGGCUUACAGGCUGCACCUCGUUGGCAGUAAUCACCAAACUCAAGUCUGCAUUUGCUCGUCACGGCAUCGCAGAGACAGUCAUCAGCGACAACGGACCAUGCUACAGCUCGGAGGAGUUCAGUCGUUUUGCAAACGCGUGGCACUUCACCCACACCACCACAAGUCCGCGUUACCCACAAAGCAACGGCCUCGCUGAGAAAACCGUCCAGACAGCGAAACGCAUCCUGGACAAGGCAAAAGCUGGAAACACAGACCCCUACCUAGCUCUGUUGGAAUAUAGAAAUACUCCAGUGGACAACUACCAGUCACCUGCCCAACUUCUGAUGAGCCGACGACUACGCUCCAUACUUCCAGCGACUAGCAGACAUCUGCAACCACAGGUAGUACCUCAGAAAGUUGUGCAGGACAGACGAAAGGCAUGCCAACACCGCCAACAAACCUACUUCAACAGGGGUACUAAACCACUACCUCACCUACCUAUUGGCACACACAUUCGUUUCCGUCAGGAGGAUGGCUCAUGGAAGCCUGCAACGGUAACCCAACAUGCACAAACACACAGGAGCUACCACAUCCAAACAGAUGAUGGACAGACCCUCCGACGGAACCGCUGGCAUCUCCGCGAAAGCAGAGACAUCCAAGGCACCAAAGACACACAACAUGCAGACACACACACCAACGACACACAAUCACCACACCCUGAACCUGCAGACCACCCACGACCAGCAAACCAACAACAACCCAACUAUACAACAAGGUCUGGCCGUAUAUCCAGGCCAAGACAAGUCCUCGACUUGUAAUGUAAAGGGUGUAGGCGGAUCGCUGCCCUGAAAAAGAAAAAAAAAUGUUCAUUUGUUGUAUUUUGAUUACUUGCCUUUUGUAAGAAAAUAGCAGGGAUAUGUAGAAAGCACGCAUAAAAAAAAGGGCAACAAAAGGAAAUUAGUUUACUUACAUGUUGUUUACUUACCUGUUACCUCUAAUACAAUGUGAAAUCAUUUUGACUGACUGUCACGUCACUUACCUGAUGCCAAUAUUUGCUUACAUCAUAAUGAUGAAACUAAUUACUACAGAUUGUAUUUUUCAGACUUUCUAUCGUACAGUCAGUAAAAGUGUUCAUGCACAAGUUCAUGUUAUGUGUGUCUAGCCAAUGAUAUGUUUUUCUUUUGAGAAGGGAGAUGUAACAUCCUUAUUGCAUGUCCUAAAAGGGACACCGUACUCUCUGCAAGAUCCCAGUAAUCUCGCGAGAGUGUAUUCAUUCUAAGAUGGCCGAAUAAACACAAGUUCAGUGUAUCUCGUGUGUGUUGUAGUUAUUCCAGAGUAUCUAUAGUUUAGCCAGUGUGCAAACAUAAAAUACUACAGUGGGUUUAGUGUUUUACUACAUUUAUUUGUUUUUUUGUGUAAUUGAGAUUUUUUUGAACUAUUUUGUUUUUUUCUUAUUUUGUAUGUGGUUUAAUACCACUGUUUUCUUUGGUCCUGUUUGGGAGUCUGCUGUGUAUUGCCCAGUUUCUCUGUAAACCUUUAACGCCUGCAUGUGUAUUAGUCUGGGCCUAACUAUUAUAAGUUGAGGUUAUUGCCCAGUUUCCCUGUAAAUCUCUAAUGCCUGCAUGUGUAUCAGUCUGGGCCUAACUAUUAUAAGUUGAGGUUAUUGCCCAGUUUCUCUGUAAAUCUCUAAUGCCUGCAUGUGUAUCAGUCUGGGCCUAACUAUUACUACCCUAUAAGGCUUUUGUCUAUCUUAUUGGUAAACUAUAACCUCCACGUGUGUAUUAGAGUGGGCUUGAUGAUUUUGUAAGUGCUACUAUAGGUGAGUUUACUGUCAGUUUGACCUCAGGGGUUUGUGCCAUCAAGUCCGCUGGUGGCGGUUGACUCACAGCACACGUAAAGGUACUGCCUCUUUUAAACGUGGGCUAUUUAAUUUUCUUUUCCAUUUUGUAUCAGUGUUUAGUAGUUUUUGUUGUUUUUGUUUUGUGAUUUAUAUUUAAGUUAAUAUUGGUUUAUGUUGUGUAACUAAUUGUGGGUUGUUUGUUUUUGUAUUUUGGUUUGUAGAUUUGUUUUUUUGACGAUUGUGUGGGGUGGGUCAUUCUUUUGGAUGGGAGGAGAUAAUUUUGUAUUUUUUUUGAGUGACUUUUACACUGUGUGCUGACUUUAUACCUUUCACACGUGUGCCGUGUGUGUGCGUGGUGUUGGGGUGAUUAUUCCGUGUGUAACCGGGGUUGUUAUCUCCUCUUGCUUGAGUUGAGACCCAGCCAAUGUUAAGUGUUGUGUAUGUUAUGUGCUGAUUUUAAGUGACCAGUGUUUGAUACUAUUUUUUAGCUAACAUAAAAUAAAGGUAUAUUUUUCAUUAUUCUCGUGCCCUUGUCUCUUGCUCACUCCUAAGGUAACGAACCUCUGUCCUUUUUGGACUGUUCCCCAGGUAUAUUUGGGGGUGGCGUAGUCGAAAGCUGUGCCCUUUUGGGGCCUUGUUGAUAUUUCAUAAUCUUCCAAUAGAGAAAUUAUAUUUUAACCUGACCGCUCUGCUACAUUAAAAUGAUGAUGAUUUUAUAUGAGAUUUAAUCUGAUGUCACUUUAUUUU